UUCGUAUCCUCAUCUGCGAGUGUCCCGCCAAUCUUUAUAUCACCCCCGACUGCACUGCACCUUUCCACCUUCUCGUUGACCUGACCUGCGAUGCAUUGAUCUGUCCGCGGCGCCAGUAGCGCUCGAGUCCUGUCCACGAUUCAAUUGUCGGCAUUGCUGCCAUAUUCUUCUAUUGUAUUCUCCUUUUGGAUAUCCAUCAACCAGCAUAUGCAUACCUUCGCUUUUCACCAUUUCGUAAUAUCUAACACCACCUCGAGUCCGUCGUCCCUAGAGUCCGCUACCCAUAAGAAACCCAUAAGAUGCGUUGGUCUACGACCGAACCUACGGCCCUGAUUGGAAGCUAAUGGCGUCUGAUGCCAUGUACGAGACCUAUCAGUGAACAAUUAUGGCUGCAACUCUCAAGAACAAUGUCGAUGAUACAAAGCAGGCUGCUUUGUCUCCUCGACUAAAGGGUCGAGAAAAUGCGAAGGAUACCCUCUGUCGCAAUGUCACCAUUUACGGAAAAUGCCGCUAUGAGGACAAAGGAUGCGCUUUUAGUCACAGUAUAGAGAAGCCAGUCUCCGAUAGUGGACAUAAUGACAGCCAGUCAAGAAAGACGUUAAAUGUCGAAUCGCCGAGCUUCACUCCGUCCUUCUUGUCGCCGAACGGUGCCAAUGCAGCUGGUAAGAAAGGCGCUGGAAUAUCACCGAAGGCGGCGAGCGCUGCUCCCUUCAUGCCAAAAGCCAUCAUUUCUCGGUCGUCGAAUGCUACACCUCUGCGUCAAGACGCGAGUACCCCGGAUUGGGCGGUGGCUAAUGUUCAAGAAUUUGUACCUCGAGGCGCUGACGAUCAGCAUCUUACAAAUGAAAAUGAGAUUCCUGUCGCCCAUACUUUCCAAACGUUUCAAGCCAGCCAUCCACCAAAUCCGUACCUCGACCAUAGCAUCAAUGGCACCGCCUUCUAUCCCAGUGCUGCUGGCUUCCAGCAGCCAGUCCAAUAUCAUCAAUACGCCCCAAUCGGGCCCUUCAAUGCAAACCUCGCACCAUAUCAGCGUACUGUCCACGAUCUGUUCAUACCGAACGACCUCCGCGAGGAAAUUCAAAAGAAAUCUGCCGCUACGCUUCAGACCUUACCAAAUUCACAAUUACCAAGCCACAUCGAGAAUUAUCAUUCUUUGGUGCCGCUAGACACCAAUCACAAGAGUUCUACGAUCUUCGGGGGUUACACAUCCUGGGUCUACAAGGCUCAAUCAAGCGCCAACGGGCAUUUCUUUGCCCUGAGGAGGAUUGAAGGUUUUCGCCUGACUAAUGAAUUAGCCGUCCGUGCCGGUCAGGCCUGGAAGAACUUGGAUAGCCCCAACGUUGUACGGAUCGUCGAUGUUUUUACGAACCGUGGUUUUGGUGACAGCUCUCUUUUCUUCGCAACGGACUAUCAUCCGCUAUCAAAAACACUACUGGAACAUCACCAUAUAGGGCCGAACUGGACGCGACCCACACGAAACACCAAAGACCAGGUCAUGGAACCCAUACUUUGGACUUAUGUCGUUCAGAUUGCCGCCGCGUUGAAGACGAUUCACGGCAGCGGCCUGGCGGCUCGCAUUUUAGAUCCAAGCAAGGUUCUGGUCACUGGCAAGAAUCGAAUCAGGCUCAGUGGCUGCGGCAUUCUCGACGUUGUCCAAUUUGACAGUGGCGUUGUGCCUCUUGCACAGCUACAGCGGCAAGACCUGGUGAAUUUUGCACUUUUGAUCCUCUCCAUUGGCUCCGGUACCGCAGAUGCGGGUGCGAAUUUUGCCCGCAGCAUGGACAUGUUUAAACGCUUCUAUAAACCGGAAUUGCAGACUGCCGUUGUAUGGUUGUAUUCAGCAGUUCAGAACCAGGAGAAAACCAUUGACCAAUUUGUCACCAUGAUCUCUAACCAGAUGGUGACGGCAUUCGAUGCAGCGCUCCACAACGACGAUGCGCUGUACUCGGAACUGAGCCGUGAGGUCGAGAACGCACGACUUGUGCGCCUCAUGGCCAAAUUGAACUUUAUCAACGAGCGGCCUGAGUUCGAACAUGACCGCGCUUGGUCCGAGAAUGGCGAACGGUAUUUCUUGAAGCUUUUCCGAGAUUAUGUCUUCCACCAGGUUGAUGGACAGAAUCGACCGGUGAUUGAUCUUGGACAUGUUUUGACGUGCCUGAACAAAGUGGAUGCAGGCACCGAAGAAAAGGUCACGCUAAUCAGUCGCGAUGAGCAGAGUUGUUUUGUCGUCACUUACCGGGAGUUGAAGAAGGGCAUUGAAUCAGCAUUCCAAGAAUUGAUGAAGAGAGGUGGGCCAAUGCGCUAGAUUCGUGAGAAUGGACGUUCGAUGCGCUGGAACGAUAACGCGGACGUGAUGAGGAUGACGAGGCAUGGCAGCAGAAGAUCUGAUGUUUGGUAGUUCAGCCGACUUAACCAAAAUCCCUAACGUUUAAGUGACUGGCUGUUCCUGGUGAGAGGAAGCCAGAAUCUAAACAUGUUGAAUAUAGAGAGCAGAGACGGAAGAGCAAAAAAAUCAUAAUCUCCAUUGCACUCG
Messenger RNA from Exophiala xenobiotica, 2533 nucleotides. RefSeq lists its product as uncharacterized. Gene Ontology annotation, molecular function: ATP binding; protein kinase activity; poly(A) binding. The transcript is spliced from 9 exons. The coding region runs from base 386 to 2305 and encodes 639 amino acids. Gene Ontology annotation, cellular component: P-body; PAN complex. Gene Ontology annotation, biological process: nuclear-transcribed mRNA poly(A) tail shortening; mRNA processing; protein phosphorylation. The record is from RefSeq and is a predicted model, not a curated record. Lineage: Eukaryota; Fungi; Ascomycota; Eurotiomycetes; Chaetothyriales; Herpotrichiellaceae.